CCUAUCAUCUCUGAAUCAUCCAUCCUGAAUACCCCAUACCCCCCAAUCUCAUCCCAUCCAUCCCCUGAAACACGGUCCAACGCCGCAUCCCCCGACCCGUCGCAGCGCGUGGUCAACUGACGUCGCACCCCAAGUCGUCAUCCUCACUCCUUGCCGCCCUCCUCCUCCCACCUAUAUAAUCUCCCGCCCGCCUCCCCUUUCCUCUAUCCAUUCUUCCCAAGAUGAUGCCCUCCCGCACCCUCAUCCCCCGCAUCACCCCUCUCAUGCGACACACCGUCACCUACCCACCCGUCAUCAUCCAUACCACCGGCGCCGCCGCUGCUGCCUCCCGUCACUACGAGCACAGCUUUGAGAACGAUACCGAGUUUUCUCCUUGGUGGUUUGCCAACUCUGCGCCUGUACCUUGUGUCCACCCGAACCAAACAACCACAGCCGUUAGCCACGGCCCUCCCUCCCCUACACCCAUCCUCACCCCAUCCGCGCCGAAUCAGCAACCCACACACAACCAAGACCCGGCCAAGAAGUCUCACUACACCCCACCGCCUUACACUUGGGUAGACUAUCGACUCAGCAUGGUCUGAAACGCGUUUUCCUCACGCGUUGUUUUCCUCCUAACGAAGGUUGAUACGAAAAAAAAACUUUUUCUCCGGGUCUUUUGAGUUCUCUGGGAUUGUUGUGAUUCUAAUUGUUUGUAUACCCUUUCUACAUAGGACAUUCUGUACAUAGUCAUCCACACACGAUUCACCUUCAUUUUCACACGUACCCACAAGCUGCAGCUGUUUCACACGCACGUAAUGUUCUGUAUGUAAUCACUGCUCCCGA
This is a messenger RNA of Cryptococcus amylolentus CBS 6039, 822 nucleotides long. RefSeq lists its product as hypothetical. The record is from RefSeq and is a predicted model, not a curated record. Bases 222 to 581 code for a protein of 119 amino acids. The transcript has 2 exons. NCBI's taxonomy places the organism in Eukaryota, Fungi, Basidiomycota, Tremellomycetes, Tremellales, Cryptococcaceae.